AUGGCAAAGAGUGCGCUAAAAGCCCUACAUCAUCCACAUGAAAACCCGCCAGUGGACAGGAAAGAUCCAAAUAAGGAGCAUACAUCACCCUCAAAGACCUCAAUAAGCCCGAUGAUACCUGGUGUAUUGACCGACUCUGUCCCACCUACGGGGAUGGCUCACACAGAGAUGAAUGAUAAAAUCAGCUGUAAGACAGUUGGCUGUGCUAAGAGAGGUGAGCUCAGCCAAACAACGACUGAAACGGCUGUGAUUGUUCAUACAGCUGCAGAGAAAAUGUUUAAAAUGCAGACUGCGUACAUGAGGAGAGAUCAUUUUAGUGCGUCUAAGAGUCCUGGCAGAAGACUGGAAAAUCCUAAAUGCAGCACUAACUGCCCUGCACUUGGAGAGGCUACACCAGAGGCUGACAUGCCAUCAGCCUCCACUUCUACUGAUGAGACUCAGACGUACACCGUCAACAGUACGAGCGAUGAAACUUCAGCGAAGACAUGGGGAGUAACUGUUGACAGUGAUCAUUCGGAGGGACAAGGGAUACUUCAGCAGGCUGAGUUUGCAGAGAAAACAACACAAAGACACUCUCACAGAGAGACCUUUGAAACAGCAGAGGUCACUUUAUCUGGGCCUGAAGCAACCGUUGUGAAAGCUAUUGAGCAGAUACUACCCAGUGGAAACAAUACAAAAAGACAAUCAAAUAAAGGAGCCGGAGCCGAGGUAUCUGAGACACAAACAGCCAUCAGGUUAACUCAUUCCUUGUCUAAAGGAGAGAUGGCAUUCACAGAGUCUGAGCACAAGAUGUUUCUCCCUCAGCGAGCAUCGGAAUCAGAGGGACGAAGGCGUAAACAGGAGAGGAGUUCACAUCGUGUCUAUCUCUCUGGGUAA
Messenger RNA from Xyrichtys novacula (pearly razorfish), 876 nucleotides. NCBI's taxonomy places the organism in Eukaryota, Metazoa, Chordata, Actinopteri, Labriformes, Labridae. The record is from the annotation of a GenBank genome assembly.